AUGGAUGAAUCUCUGUCGACCUGUGAUUCCCUGAAUAGUCCAAAAGUAGAAUACAUAGAUAAUAAUGAAAUAGCAGCAGUUGAUUCCAUCGAGAGAAUGACAUCCAACACGCUCUACAUCUCGGAACGCGUUGAAGUGGUAGAGAACAUAUGCAAGCGAGAAAUACUUGCAGCCAUGGACUCUGAUGAUAUGAUUGUCGAUGUUGAUGGCAAUCUAAAUGACCCGCAAUUAUGUGCAACCAUUGCUUGUGAUAUUUACAAUAACCAUCAAGCAUCUGGGGUUAAAAUUCUAUUUUUCCAUUUGGAUAUUUGUUGA
Messenger RNA from Fraxinus pennsylvanica, 315 nucleotides. Lineage: Eukaryota; Viridiplantae; Streptophyta; Magnoliopsida; Lamiales; Oleaceae. The record is from the annotation of a GenBank genome assembly.